AGAACUGUAAAAAUAAAAUUUCUCAACCAGAAUUAAAAACAAGUGAUAAUAAGUGGAGGCAAAUAAAAUUUUUCGCAUUUAGUCCUGCUCCUCUGCUCCUGGGGGCCACCAAAUUUCAAGAAGUCCUUUGUAACGAAAUGCCUAACAAGGCCAGAAUACGUCCAGUGAACAAAAUUAUGUUCAAACCGUAAGCGCAAGCUCCACCUGCACCAUAACCGCUAUCUCUUCAAAAUGAAACACUAUCCUUUUAUACCAAAUAUGGUUCAGGCAAUUACGGUUCUUACUGUUCUGAAGAUGAUGACAAGAGCUCAAACAUCGUGCGGUUCUGGUUCGUUGAAUGGAAAAAUAAUGUACGAGCGAUUGCCGAAUACGCAAUUGCAAGGUUUCGAUGAUGACAUCGUUCGGGACACGGCACCACCUUUUAUGGUUUUAGAAAAAUGUCAGGAUCUUUGCCUGAGGGACAGAGCAUCGAACAAUAUCGUACGUCAGUGUGCAUCUUUCGAUUUUCAACCCGGAAGCAGAAUAAGUUCGUACAACGGAGGUCCUGAGUACGAAGAAUCGACUUGUUAUUUGACCCGAGAACAAGCGGCUCCCGAAGGAAUUGGAAACUUGAUGCUAGUACCCAACAGUAUCCAUUUUACAGAAGUUUGUAUCACAUCCAACAGACCGGAACGAGAAUGUCCCAACAGAAGAUACAUAUUCGAGCGUCACCCUCGGAAAAAGUUAAAAUUGUCGGGUUCCGACAUGAAGGAAAUGUCGGCGUCAAACAGAAGUGAAUGUGAAGAUCUCUGCCUAAACGAAUUCAGUUUCGUUUGUAGAUCCGCAUCUUUUGAUGCUUCUUCUCGAACAUGCUCAUUAAGUAGAUACACCAGAAGAACUCAUCCGGAAUUGUUAGAAGAUGACCCUAGUUCGGAUUAUCUAGAAAACACCUGUCUAAACGCCGAAAGGCGUUGCGAUGGAUUGGGGGUCUUUAUUAAAGAAGAAAACAAAAGGUUGGGGGGACCAUUUGAAGUGGAUCUUUUGACGAAUGUAACUCUUGAAGACUGUCAGAUAAUGUGCGUGAGAGCGGAAAAAUACUUCUGCCGUUCUAUCGAAUACGACGAAAUGACUAAGCAAUGUUCUAUUGCAGAAGAAGACUCUGUAUCUCAAAAAGACGAUUUGGGAAUUGCCAGCAGUUCGACACAUCAUUAUUAUGAUUUUGCCUGUCUCGAUAGUCCUCGUGGAUCGGAAUAUCCAGAUAAUUCGGUCACAUCGCACCUGUUUGCUGGUAAACGACCGGAUACAGCAUUUCAGAGGUACAGAAACAGUAGGCUGGGAGGAGAACAUCAUUCUGAGAUUUCCGGUAGAACUCUCAGCGAAUGCCUUGACGAAUGUCUGAGACAACCAAGUUUCCAAUGUCGAUCAGCAGUUUACAGUGAACGAUAUAGGACUUGUAGACUUAGCCGAUACAAUCAGAAAGACGGAAUGCGAAUUAUAUACGACGCAGAUUACGAUUAUUACGAAAAUUUAAUGCUUGGAGGGGACGACGACGGAAUGGUAAAAAAGCCUGUAGACAGAGACAGACCUGAUGAUGGUUAUCCAAGUGGACCACGGAUACGCCCAGGAGGUGGUAGAUAUCCUCCUAGUAGUAGUGGCGGAGGACGAUACCCUCCAAGUUCAUCAGGAGGUCGUUAUCCAUACGACGAUUAUCCGGGCAGAUAUCCACCAAGCUCCUCUGGAGGACGAUACCCACCUCCCGGUAGAUAUCCUUUCUAUGGAGGUAGACAUCCUCCAAAUGUAAGAUAUCCCUAUGACCGCUAUCCCUACGACAGACGACCUCCAUAUCGUCCUGUAGACGGAGUUGGCGGUCCUUACGGAAGAUAUCCACCAACUGGACGUUACCCUUAUUAUCCGAACAGGCAUUACCCUCCUCCAAGCGGGGGAGGUGCUGAUAGAUAUGACGACAGAUACCCUGAUUAUGACUACCCUUCAGGAGAUGCCCCAACGGCUAGAAGGCCAUUUAGACCGUUCGAUCAUAGACGACCUUCUCCGACUUUUCCUCCUCCAGAACCACCAUACGAAGACAAGCCAUACGGGAAUCGUAGACCCUACGAUGACGACAACAAUAGGCCCUACUACGACAGAAGACCAUACAAUAAUCGUUAUCCUUACGACGACAGAAGACCUUAUGACACCAGGCGUCCUUAUGACGGCCGAAGACCAUUCGCUGAUAGGCCCAGUUAUCGACCGCUAUCUCCGGGACCGGAUGGACCUAUAUAUGAUGUACCGGAAGGAGGAACCCCAAUACGACCUCCAGGAUAUGGAUGCGAUGACGAAGCAUUUAGGCAAGCCGCAGCCAAGCAAAGGCUCAGAAAACAAUUCAUCAGAAGAUUGAUUGCAGUACCUACUCUUAUUGAGUGUCAACGAGAAUGUGUUGAAAAUCCAGAAUUUACUUGUAGAUCGUUUAAUUACAGGGAAGCAGUAUUGCCUUACGAAGGGGAAAAUUGCGAACUGAGCGACAUAGAUUCGAAGGAUAUGGAACUAAAUAACCCUCAAUUUUUUGAUCCUGCUCGUGACUAUCAUUACUACGAACGAUCAUUAGGAAGACAAGGAGUAGAUGGCGAUUGUUUGGAUGUUAAACAAGUCUGCAACGAAGAAGGCAUGGAGUUCUCCUUAAUAACACCCGAUGGAUUUUAUGGUCGGAUUUACACCUACGGUUUUUACGACCGUUGUAAUUUAAGAGGAACCGGUGGAGUAAAACAUGUACUUCGGAUAAGUGGCCCCCAAGGAUACCCAGAAUGCGGAACCCAACGAUUCGGAGAUACCAUGACUAACAUCGUCGUGGUACAAUUCACGGACAACGUACAAACCAACAUGGACAAAAGAUACAACUUAACCUGUCUCUUCCGAGGACCUGGAGAGGCUAAGGUCUACUCUGAUUACAUAGGAGCGGGGUCAGGAAGUCCCAUUCCAAUUGAAUAUUUGCCAGCCGAAAAUACACUUAGUUCAAAGGUUAGACUGCUGAUAUUGUAUCAGGGCAGACCCACUACCACCAUAGCUGUUGGUGAUCCUUUGACCUUCAGAUUAGAAGCUCAAGACGGCUAUAACUAUGUAACAGACAUUUUUGCCACCAAUGUUGUCGCAAGAGAUCCGUAUUCCGGAAGAUCCGUACAACUCAUCGAUAGACGAGGUUGCCCUGUGGAUCCCUACGUAUUCCCUGAAUUGGAUCGAGGCCGUAGUGGAGAUACUUUGGAGGCAAGAUUCCAUGCCUUCAAAAUUCCCGAAUCUAACUUCCUUGUUUUCGAAGCCACAGUUCACACCUGCGUAGACGGAUGCAAACCGGCUUUCUGUGAAACAGGCAGAGGAAGAGAAGAACCGUCUUUUGGUAAACGUAGAAAGAGAUCUAUCAACGAAACUAACGUCCUAAGAAUUGAUGAUAACACUACCGCUAUAACGCAUCUUUCCGACCCUACCCAACUGAAUGCAACAUCCAAGAAUGACGCAGUCAACAAUAACAACGAUAGUGACGAAGAGUACGUGAGAGAAAUGAUAGAGGUCUUCGAUUCACGUAAUGACAUAAACCACGAUGUAGCAUUAAAAGCUUUGGCCCUACGAGAGGCGGUUUGCUUGACCAUGGGAGAGUACAAGAGCCUCGUUGGUGCGGUUCUCUUUUUGACCCUAACCCUCAUAAUAGUUUCCAUAGUGGCUGGAUACGUUUACAGAAAGUAUUGGAAGGUAAUAAAGAAGAAUAUUUCGAUUGCUGACAGAGAAAGUGAAAGAACGGUUGGUGGUGGUAGUUCUGCAUCAACUCAUUCCAACUGUACCAUGUACUCAUCCACUAGAAACAGUGGAUUUAAUGGGCUCACAUCUGCGUUCAGCAUUGGUAAGUCAUUUGGAGGUUUUAGGAAGGCGAGGGGUUUCCCGGAAAUCAAUAAUAUCGAUUUGGACAUUCCUAAUGCCGGACAGGGAGGUCUAUUCGAAGAUCCUAGUGAGCCUAUUUACACCGAUCCAUCGCUUUUCGAGCGAUCUCGUAGCCUAAGAAGUAUAGCUAUAUCUACCAAUAAACGAAAAAAUCGCACUAAUAACAAUUAAACCAUAAAUUGCCCCAUAUAUUUGGAAUAAAAUAGAAUUAGCAAAACGACAAACCAUUAAAGCAGUUCGCAAAUAGCAUACAGAGUACUCACUAUCACCAAAAGUAAAUCUACUCGAAUUACUUUCAAAGCAACACAGUAUGAUUAAUUAGUAAUUUGUAAGCCUGAGAAAUAGAAUUCUAUUCAAUCAAAAAACAAUGGUACUUGUUCUUUUUAUGUGAUAUUUUGUUGUUUUGAUAGCUAUAAGUAGGUCAACCAUCCGUUAAAGUCUUACAGAAAGAAUCCUGUACACCCUAUAUAAUAUAUAAAUUCAUUAAUAUGUUCUAUAAAUGAUCAAAGACCAAUCACAAUACUGUCCAAAGUACUUUUAAAAACCAAAAAAAUACGCCAAAUGUUAUGCCGUUGAAUUAUAAAAUGAUAACACUCUUAUUGCACAAUCAGAAAAUUAUUGAUUAUUCAAUUCCUGUAAGCUUUUCUGAAAUUGAUUCUUCUCUAGCUGGAUUUCGAGAUUUAUUUCCUAUUCUUUUCUUCUCGAUUACAGAUACGUUCUUAUUUCGACAAUAAUCCGUACGGGCUUAUUCCCAGCCUCGUCCUUAUUCGAGCCUUUAAAUAUAAUAUGUAUCUAUGUUUCAUUGCGCUUUCAGUUAGACCAUUUAUUGCUUCACACAUUCAGUUUUCUUGAGUUCUACCUUCAAUUAUCAAACCAGAUGAGUUGCAAUGUUGCUUUUGUUCUCAUCUACUAAUCUGAUAUCAAUCGGACUUAUAAUGAUUUCAUUUAAAAUAAACAUAAUUUAGUAUAUAUUAAUUUUUAAAGAAAUUCACAUUUGAUCUACAAAAUAAAAACAAAAUUCUAACUAUUAACCGCCCCUUAUUAGUUACACUUCAUUAACAACUUACUGAACACUGCCUUAACUGCCUUAAACGUAAUUCAGGUAUCUAUUUAUUUGCUCAAAAAAUCAUUUAAUAACUUUAACAAAACAUUUAUAUAUCUAGUUUAUGGAACUAACUGCUAAACAUACGUGUG
This is a messenger RNA of Agrilus planipennis (emerald ash borer), 5094 nucleotides long. RefSeq lists its product as uncharacterized. Bases 232 to 4071 code for a protein of 1279 amino acids. NCBI's taxonomy places the organism in Eukaryota, Metazoa, Arthropoda, Insecta, Coleoptera, Buprestidae. The transcript has 13 exons. The record is from RefSeq and is a predicted model, not a curated record.